Molecule: messenger RNA, 1971 nt
Organism: Opisthocomus hoazin
Lineage: Eukaryota; Metazoa; Chordata; Aves; Opisthocomiformes; Opisthocomidae
Source: RefSeq, a predicted model, not a curated record
AGCCAUUUUUAUUAUGGCUUUUUUAUUUUGGUUAUCUUUGAGUAUGUGACAUUUCAUUCUACUAGAAUAAAAUUGUCUGAAACGUGGAGUGACGAAACAUGUCUCAGUCAGGUGAAAAAGUAAAGUUUUCUGACUCGGCAGGCUAUGUGGGAUUUGCUAAUCUGCCCAACCAGGUUCACAGGAAAUCUGUGAAGAAGGGCUUUGAAUUCACACUGAUGGUGGUUGGUGAGUCUGGCUUGGGAAAAUCCACUUUAAUUAACAGUCUGUUCCUGACUGAUCUUUAUCCAGAACGUUAUAUUCCUGGAGCUGCAGAGAAAAUAGAGAGAACAGUUCAAAUUGAAGCUUCUACAGUGGAGAUAGAGGAGCGAGGGGUGAAACUGCGUUUAACAGUAGUUGACACACCAGGAUAUGGAGAUGCCAUUAACAGCCAGGACUGCUUCAAAACAAUUAUCCAAUACAUUGAUAACCAGUUUGAAAGAUACCUUCAUGAUGAGAGUGGUCUAAACAGGCGCCACAUUAUAGACAACAGAGUCCAUUGCUGUUUUUACUUCAUCUCUCCCUUUGGGCAUGGGCUGAAACCAUUAGAUGUAGAAUUCAUGAAGGCUCUUCAUGGAAAAGUCAACAUUGUCCCUGUGAUUGCCAAGGCUGACACACUGACACUGAAGGAGAGAGAAAGGCUGAAGAGAAGAGUUCUAGAUGAGAUUUCUGAACAUGGCAUUAGGAUUUAUCAGCUCCCUGAUGCAGAUUCUGAUGAAGAUGAGGAGUUUAAAGAACAAACCAGAGUUUUAAAGGCUAGCAUUCCCUUUGCUGUGAUUGGAUCCAAUCAACUUAUUGAAGUGAAAGGGAAAAAAAUCAGAGGUCGUCUGUAUCCCUGGGGAGUUGUGGAAGUUGAAAAUCCAGAGCACAAUGAUUUCCUUAAACUGCGCACAAUGCUGGUAACGCACAUGCAGGACCUGCAGGAGGUGACCCAAGAUUUGCACUACGAGAACUUCCGUUCGGAGAGGCUAAAACGAACUGGCAAGCCUGUUGAAGAAGAGGUGGUAGACAAGGAUAGAAUCCUCCAGCAGAAAGAGGCUGAGCUGCGCCGCAUGCAGGAGAUGAUUGCACAGAUGCAAGCCCAAAUGAGGAUGAAGCCUAGUGAUGAUUAAGGUGCUUAACACCUGGAUGCAUCAGCGAGCGUACAGUUCUCUGCGUGGAUGGGUGCUCAGUUUUCUUUGACUGAAUGAUAACGUUCAAAAGCAAAAGCUGGAUGCCACAGAUCAAGACCUGCGUUAAGACAAACACAAAGUCUGAAGAUCAUGUUGUAAACCAGCUUGUUUUAUAUAUUCAAUGUUAAUCAAGUUCUAUUGUAUCUUUUUUGAUUCUUUUGGUAACACUGUUUUCAUACUUAUAAAUGUGGUUUUAUUAUCCUGCCUGUACCCUUUUAUACCAAAACUGAUAGAGUACACUGUUUGGACUAGUCGUCGUGAUGGGUUUAAAGAGUUAAUCGUGUAUCUGCUAGGUUAUUCUGAGCAAUUUCGUGAUUAAUACUGAAAGACUUUGUGGCCUGUUUACAGUAAAUGUACGUGUGUUUGCACAGCAUCAUAACUUCCACUUGCCGUUUUAAGUCAUUGUGUAUCGUAUCAGUUUUUCAUAACUUUCUCUGUACUUUCGGUUUGUUUUGAAGCUUCAUCUCUGGUGAUUCAUAUUUGUAUGGUGUAUGAGAAAACAUACAAAACACUGAUGGUUCACCAGUGAUGCAAAGAAGCUGACUUUUCUAAAUCAUCGUGCCUUAACAUACCAUAAACACUACGCAUGCCAGCAACUUCUGGGGAUGCCUCUGAAGACUUGUCUUCAGGUCGUCAGUAUUGAUUGCAAGAACUUCUGUCACAGGCAUUUCUAUCUGUCAGCUGAGUGAUGGCAUGUACUGAACAUUUUAUAUACCAUAACACUAAUUUUCAUUGAAGUUUUGUAAUAAAUUGUAUGAAUAUG